This is a messenger RNA of Larimichthys crocea (large yellow croaker), 2028 nucleotides long. Its product is annotated as alpha-N-acetylgalactosaminidase. Gene Ontology annotation, cellular component: cytoplasm. Bases 19 to 1470 code for a protein of 483 amino acids. Gene Ontology annotation, molecular function: alpha-galactosidase activity. The transcript has 9 exons. Gene Ontology annotation, biological process: glycoside catabolic process; oligosaccharide metabolic process. The record is from RefSeq and is a predicted model, not a curated record. Lineage: Eukaryota; Metazoa; Chordata; Actinopteri; Sciaenidae.
UCAGCUGACUGAACCGCUAUGUCACAUGAUGUUUAUGCUCAUGGUCCUAUUGGAGCAGCUCGCUUUAUUUCUUUACAGCCGCUCAGUGAGCAUUACAGAGGUUUUUUAAAAGGUCCGUGCAGAGAUUCAGGGUUGCAGAGACUUCAAGUUGGACUGAAUUACAGGAUGCAUUUAGCGGUGCUUCUUUUUACCUCUGCCGUCUCUGUGGGCACCUUCGCCCUGGACAAUGGGCUGAUGAGGACCCCUCCUAUGGGCUGGUUGGCAUGGGAACGUUUUCGCUGUGACAUUGACUGUGAGCACGACCCCAAGAACUGCAUCAGUGAGAAUCUGUUCAUUGACAUGGCAGACAGGCUCUCAGAGGAUGGCUGGAGGGAACUUGGAUACGUCUAUGUGAACAUAGAUGACUGCUGGGCCUCCAUGGAUAGAGACGAGAAAGGAAGGCUGCAGCCUGACCCUAAAAGGUUCCCAGGAGGCAUCCCUAAACUGGCACGCUACAUGCAUGACCGAGGUCUCAAGCUGGGGAUCUACGGGGACAUGGGCACACACACCUGUGGAGGUUACCCUGGCACCCCACUGGACAAGAUCAAGAUAGACGCUCAGACCUUCGCAGACUGGGAGGUGGAUAUGUUGAAAUUUGACGGCUGUUAUUCCAAUGCCACGGAGCAAGAGCAAGGUUAUCCUCUCAUGUCAAACGCUUUGAAUGCAACCGGACGUCCCAUCGGCUACUCUUGCAGUUGGCCCGCCUACCAGGGUGGCCUGCCACCAAAGGUAAACUACACUCAGCUGGGCAAGAUCUGCAACCUGUGGCGUAACUAUGGUGAUAUUGAGGACUCUUGGGACAGUGUCCUUAACAUUAUUGAUUGGUUCUUUGAGAACCAGGAUACCCUGAUACCUGCAGCCGGACCUGGAAGGUGGAAUGACCCUGAUAUGCUGAUUAUUGGAGACUUUGGCCUCAGCAUGGACCAGUCUCGAGCUCAGAUGGCUAUUUGGGCGAUUAUGGCUGCUCCUCUUUUCAUGUCCAACGACCUGCGCACCAUCAGCAGCGGGGCCCGCAGCAUCCUGCAGAACAAAAUGGCCAUUAGCAUCAACCAGGACCCCCUGGGCAUCCAGGGAAGACGCAUUAUAAAGGAAAAGAGUGGCAUUGAUGUGUACUGGCGCCCCCUGUCAAAAGAUGACAGUGCCCUGGUAUUCUUCAGUCGCCGUAAUGAUAUGCCAUACCGCUACCAGACUUCCCUCAAGAAACUCAACUACACCACUGGCAGCUACAAGAUCUUUGAUGUCUUUACUGAAAAGACCAUGACACUGAAAGACUCCACUGACUUUGUGGUGUCAGUGAACCCCACAGGUGUGGUCAUGUGGUAUGUCUCUGCACCCGCAAAACUGAGCCUCCGUCAACUCUACAAAGGUGGGAAACUUCAGGGAUUUGCCUACGAUGAUGAUGAAAACAACAUACCUCCUGUCUUCCUCUGAUUGAAUCUCUAAUGAUCACAUCACUGUUUCAAGCUCAGUACAGUGGCUCUUCAUGAAUGAUGAAUGAUCAUUAUAAUGAUGCACACAUUCAUCAUUGAGUGCUUUAAGGAUUUUAUUCUUCACUUAACCACAAAGUGCCAAUAAAUAGUUCUAAAUUGUGAAAUCUUAAAGGCAUAGUACGAUCUAUCCCAAGUAAUGAAAUCACUGGAAGCUUUUUAUACUCCACAGCACAUGAGAGCUGAUGAUUGAUUUUAAUAUUUCAGUUGCAAACCUGAUCAUAUAUCCGCACUACAGCUCAGAAGUCUCCACUUCUCUUAUUGUAACAUUUCUUUUAAGGAAGCAAGUCCAAGCUGUUCUAAAUAAACACAAGGAAGGGUGAUGUCACCCCUGUCAGCUAGAUUCCUUUUGAAUUAUGCGAGUCUUGCCAGAUCCAGAUGUUUUGCUCAGGAUAAAUGUAGAGAAGAAAUGAAGGUUUUUAUGUGAAAUGAUUCAGUGAAUCAUGUGUUUUUUCCUUACUGAAAUAAAUCAUUUUUGUUUCACCUUUUUUCUAAAAGCAAA